This is a messenger RNA of Hydra vulgaris (swiftwater hydra), 624 nucleotides long. The record is from RefSeq and is a predicted model, not a curated record. Lineage: Eukaryota; Metazoa; Cnidaria; Hydrozoa; Anthoathecata; Hydridae.
AUGUCUUUACUUGAAGGCGGUGAUAGACGUCGUUAUAAUCUACCUUCACAUGAUGAAGUUGCAGUUGUAUUUGUUGGCGAAGAUGGUGCUCCCCUAACUUCCAGGGAAAUUGUUAUAUACCCAAGAGGUCAUCCUUUAAAAAUUGUAUCAAGGCAUGAUUGUGCGAAUGUUUUGAUUAAUGAACAGGUUAAUCUCGAUGAAAUAAACACUUUCUUAGAUUGUCGUUAUGUUAGUGCACCUGAGGCACUGUGGCGAAUAUUUGAGUAUCCCAUAAGUCAUAUGUCACACUCUAUUAUCCGUCUUAAGGUUCAUCUUCCUGAGAAUCAGAUUGUGUAUUUUAGAGAAGGAGAAGAAAAAGUGGCGUUAGAUCGUGCUGCUCAACGUGAUACACACCUUACGGCCUGGUUUAAAUUGAAUUCUGAAAAUGAAGGAGCCAAUCGCUACUCAUAUGUUGACAUUCCAUAUCACUUUGUAUUUGAUGAUAAACAUUGUAAAUGGAAGGUUAGACAAAGAGGUGGAAAUAAGAUUAUAGUAAGAAUGUAUAAAGUUAGUCCAACAGAAGAAUUAUUUUUUCUUAAAUUGUUACUUUUACAAGCAAAAGGAGCAAAAUCUUGGGAGGAUUAG